UAAUCAAUUCAUAUCAUCAUAUUGUACCGUUUGAUAUAAGUCAGGGCUGUCGAACUGGAAUUUCGCGAACUCCAUAGUGACUUUCCCCUCACAAAGAGUUACCCUCUCCAUACCUACUUUUACCUGUGUGUACACUACAUAAAUCUACUUACGUACACAAUCUCGAGUAGCUCCUAAAUUAGAGGUAGUGGAGGAACACUGAUCGAGAGUCACUAGCAUGAGGAGAUUCAGUUCGACAGCUCUGCUAUGUGUCACAUGUCGUGAAAAAAGUAUCUGAUAUACACUCAUAUUAAAACAUCUAACCAAAGUUUUUGAAAUGUCAAAAUAGUUUGCCCACUUUGUAUUUAAACUUGUUUAAUUUAUUGAGAAACGUCUCUACUUUUGUAAACAACAAUUUUCUAACAUAACGUAAAUUAUCGAAAAAAUAUUGAAAUGGAAGACCUACAAAAAUUGGAAGAGGUGGCCAAGGCGAGAGCAACAAAAUAUGUGUCUAAUUUAUUACAACGUCCAGGUCAAUUGGAAAAAAUUGAUAUGUAUAAACGUAGAAUUAGUCGAAAGAAAGCUUCCGUAGAAACCAUGCUCAAAACUGCAAUGCAAAGUCAAUUAGAUGGAGUUCGAGUGGGCUUUGAACAACUUCAAAGUUCUUUAGAAAGUAUUGCUUCUGUAAAACAAGAUUUAAAUGAUAUUGGUGAGUUGUUCAGUCAAAUUCCAGAACUUAAUGCAAAACUACAGGCUGUCCAAGAAGAAAAUAUGCGUCAUUCGCAAUAUGUUACUGCCAAAGAAACCCUGAAACAUACGUUUACAGUGCCUGACAGUGUUGAAAAGACUAAACAAUGGAUAAAUGAGGGUAAACUGUUACAUGCUCAUCAGAGUAUUAUGGAUCUUGAGAAUUCACGGGAUGAUUUACUUUACGAACUUCAUAAGCUUCCAAAUCAAUCACCAGCUGACACAAUUAUGUUAAAAGCUUAUUUAGAAGAUGUUGAAAUGCUUUCACAAUUAAUGGAAAAACAAAUCAGAUUAGUAUUAAGUCGCACAUUAAACACUGUAAGAAAAGAACCCACUGUUAUUGUAACAGCAUUGAGAAUUAUAGAAAGAGAAGAGAAAGCAGAUCAUUUUGCUAUUCAAAGGCAUAAACAAAGUGGAUUCAUGCCACCAGGUAGACCUAAAAGAUGGAAAGACAUGGCUAUGAAAGUUCUUGAAAAGUCUAUAGCUAAUAGAAUUGAAGGUACUCAUGUUGAAGAAAGGGUGGAUAAUAAAAUGUGGCUAGUUAGGUACUUAGAACUAACAAGGCUCUUAAUUCUAGAAGACUUAAGAGUUGCUAAAACAUUAUGUGAACCUUGUUUUCCACCUUGGUGGAACAUCGUAAGAACUUGUGUUAAAAUGUAUCACACAAGCUUAUCGCAACACUUGAAAGAUAUAAUUGCCAAUGGUUUAGAAGGAAACGAAUAUGUAUCCUUAUUAUCUUGGAUUAUGAAUACCUAUACUGGACCAGAAUUAAUGCAACACAGAGAAUUGAAUAUCGAUACAAGUGAUAUUGGUCCAUUGUUGAAUCCUGAAAUUAUAAAUGACCUCCAGGACAAGUAUUUGAAAAAUAUGUGUCAAAAUUAUGAAGAUUGGAUGAGAAAAACUUUAGAAACUGAGAAAGUUGAUUGGUGGAGUGGAGUACUACCAGAAGGUAGCACUCAAGAAGCAUACUACCAUACUGCAGCACCUGUAAUAAUAUUUCAAAUGAUUGAUCAAAAUCUUCAAGUAACAAAAACAAUUAACGCUGAUUUAACAGCACAAGCAUUAUUUUUAUGUAUUGAACAGGUCGUUAAAUAUGGAUUUAUGUAUAGGCAAGCAAUAUUGGAAUUUAAAAAUAAACAUUUUGAAGAUAGGAGUCAAGUACCAUAUUUUACACAUCACAUGAUUACAGUUGUAAACAAUUGUCUACAGUUUACAGAAUUAGCACAACAAAUGAAACAACUUUACUGGGUUCCAAAUACUAGUGGAGAUGCCACUGUUAAAUUUGAGGGCUUACUGUCCUAUUACCAACAAUUACGGAAUGAAGCAGCAGCUAUAUUACUCGAAGAAUCCUUUUUAGAUUUAGAAUCGCAAUUUCAAGAUCUGAUAACUCCCAAAUGGUUAUCAUCUCCAAUUCCUGUGGAAACCAUUUGUGUGACUUUAGAAGAUUAUUUCCAAGAUUACAACCAUUUAUCUCCCAAAAACUUUGAGUAUGUUAUUACAGAAGCUCAAAAUCUGAUUGCGAAACGUUAUAUUUCCGCAAUGCUGCAACGAAAAAUAUCUUUAAAAACAUAUGAUGAAUGUUUAACAUGUACUUCAAAGAUAAUGACAGAAGCAGACAAACUAAAAAACUUUUUCGACAGAAUAGCGCCAAAAGUAGGAAACUUUAAUUCUCCCUUUGAAAUAAUCAAACGCCUUGCUGAAGUAUUACGUUGUGAAGAUUCCGAGAUACUCUCUCUUGACUUGCAUUCUUUAGUUGAAAAAUAUCCAGAUAUGACAGAAGAUCAUCUAGUUAGAUUACUAGGUCUUAGAGGUGAUAUUUCUCGUAGUGAAGCAAGAGAAAAAGUUUCAUACAUCUUUGAAGCCCAACGUAAUCGUAAAGUACCACAAUCUAUUACACACAGCAUAUUCAAACAGAUAGUUAUACAGGAUAGUUUUCUUAGUUGGAAGCCUUGAAAUUCAAAGACAAAGAAAAAUAUAAAUUAAAUUCUUACACAUCAUCAAUAAAGAUGAUUAAGUCCGGUACAUCAUAUUUAAUUAAGAAAUAAUGAACAGUUUCUUUGAUUAGAGUUUCAGGAAACUUCACUCUUUAAUUGAAAUG
Molecule: messenger RNA, 2824 nt
Organism: Nomia melanderi (Alkali bee)
Lineage: Eukaryota; Metazoa; Arthropoda; Insecta; Hymenoptera; Halictidae
Gene: Sec6
Product: Exocyst complex component Sec6
Biological process (GO): exocytosis; exocyst localization
Cellular component (GO): exocyst
Molecular function (GO): SNARE binding
Source: RefSeq, a predicted model, not a curated record